AUGUACGAACUUGAUUGUAAAAUUAGACAAAUUCUGAAAUUUAUUAAGUCCUUUGAAACCAGUACUAUAAUUUCGCAUGAUAGUGUUGGUCCUUCAACGAGCAGACUUAACCCAGACGCAUAUAAUUUCACACCCGAAGCUAGAGUUGAUAUGAACACAUGUGCAAUAGAUUCUAUCAACCAGCAGUAUUCAAUGCACGCCCCUGCAGUUCAUACCCGUCCGUCAGAGAAUGUCAUGUUUCAAGUCCCGUCAGAACCGAGAUCUUCAAAAUCUUGCUACCAUAGGCUUCCAAAGUUAGACUUGCCCUAUUUUAAUGGAGAUAUUCUCAAGUGGCAGACAUUUUGGGAUUGUUUUGAGUCAUCCAUACACUUCAACGACACAUUAACGCCAAUCCAAAAGUUUAAUUAUCUGAAAGCCCAGCUAGAGGGAAGCGCCGCGCAAAGAGUAGAGGGAUUCGCUUUGACAAAUGGUAACUACGAAACCGCGGUCAACCUACUCAGAGAUCGGUUCGGACAACCUAGAAAACUGAUACAUGCUUACAUGAAAGCACUCAUGAAUUUACCCGCACCGACAAAUGAUGCUUUUAGUUUAAGGUCUUACGGAGACCGAUUAGAAUCAUACGUACGAGGAUUAGUGUCACUUGGUCAAACAUCAGAGAUGUAUGGUUCGCUUUUGGUACCUGUAGUUUUGGACAAGUUACCGAUUGACGUAAGAAAAUCUAUUGCAAGAGAACACGGGAGAGAUAAUUUGAUGUUGCAAAAUCUACGAAAAUCAACAACUAAAGAGAUUGAAAUACUUGAGGCAGGACAGGGAGUCAUGGAACCGGACAGAUUGCACACCACAGCAUUUUUCACAGGUUCACAACCAAGAUCACACAAUAAAGGUAAAUUAACUGACACACGGAAGAAGGUUAAUACGCAUACAUUUUUUUUUUGUUCCUGUCAGCACUAUCCAACGGAGUGCUCUGAAGUAACAGACGCAAACGCUAGAAAUCAAAUAGUAAAACAGAAACAGCUAUGUUUUAACUGUUUAGGGUCACACCGGGUGGCCGCAUGUAAGUCUACAAAACGGUGUAAACAUUGUAAUGGAAAGCAUCAUACAAGCAUAUGUAAAGAGAAAGAGGUCAUUACAGAUACGAAGCAGGAGCCGAAAAUACAGCAGACAGCUAUCAACGUGGUUGAAACAUUAGACACAACUAGUGUAUUGCAUGCAUCACAAGUAAGUCCCGACAUUCUCCUAAAAACAGCAACUGCACCAGUUUUAUAUAACGACGUUAAAACAGAAUGUAACAUCUUAUUUGACGAAGGAGCACAACGUUCCUUUAUCACUCAGAAAUUAGCCGAUAAACUUGAAAUUAAAACAACAGGGAAAGUCAGCAUUCAUCUGUCUGCGUUCGCAGAUUUAUCUCAGAAAGUUCGUAACUUGGAAACUGCAACAAUACAAUUACUGACCGACACGGGAGAAAAUGUGCGUAUAAACACACUCAUUGAUCCGGAAAUUGCCGUCCCGAUUCAUAACAGUAUUUCACAUACUACAAGUAGCCUGCCACAUUUGAGAGGACUUAAACUUGCACAUUCUGUACACGGUGGAGAACAAUUUGAGAUCGACUUACUAAUAGGCGCGGAUUAUUACUGGGAAAUUAUCGAGGACAAAAUCAUAAGAGGAAAAGGACCCAUCGCUGUACAGUCAAAGAUAGGAUAUCUGUUAUCAGGACCAACUAUUGGAAACAUCAGCCAGCAGUCAAUAUCUACAGUUCUUUUAAACGUCAUUUCACCCCAUCAAUUGGAGGAGACAGAGAUCGAAAAGUUUUGGACACUUGAGUCAAUAGGAAUCAAUACAUGUGAAAACAAGGAGAACACCAACUAUUUACAGACAUACCAGAACACAGCUAUUGAUUACGAGAAUGGAAAGUACACAGCAAAGUUGCCUUGGAAACUUGACCACCCUGAUUUGCCUUCAAAUAUGGCCAUUGCUAAAGGUAGGACCGAGAAUAUUAUUAGACGUCUAAACCGGGAACAUCAUUUGCUACAAAAAUACAGUAAAAUAAUCAAUGAACAAGAAAAGAGAGGAUUUAUAGAGAGGGUUUCAGAUACGGAAGUAUAG
Messenger RNA from Mytilus trossulus (common blue mussel), 2103 nucleotides. RefSeq lists its product as uncharacterized. The record is from RefSeq and is a predicted model, not a curated record. The transcript has a single exon. Lineage: Eukaryota; Metazoa; Mollusca; Bivalvia; Mytilida; Mytilidae. Bases 1 to 2103 code for a protein of 700 amino acids.